AUGACAGGUAAAGGAGGUGGCAAUGCAGUUUCUGGAAAGUUAUCAAGCCGUGUGAUGAACAUGAAGUUUAUGAGGCAUGUGGACGACCAAGUGGAAGGACAGGAGCAGAAGGGCUAUACCAAGACACCAACGGAUUCUUCUCAAUGGAAGCUAAAGGGUAGUGAAAAGUACCUCAAGAGAAUUUUAAAGCCCAAGCAAAUGACAGUGAUGGGACAUACAGCCGUGCGUAGAUUCAAUUUGGCGGAUAAUAUUGGAGUCGAUGGUAAAGAACAAGAAACUCUUCCUAGUUCAUCGCUUAACAUCGGAAGAAAAGUAUACACUUCAACUGAAAAAACUACUGCUGCCUCUACUACUGCUUCUAUCGAUACACAAGAUCCCAGUGAUUUGGCCCCUGUAGCUAUAAGGAAGAGAACAAGAGAUGAGUCCUUGGAGGAUUUAUGGAAUUCUGGAAAAAAUACCAAAAGACCUAAAAAAGGUAGCAAUACAGAUGUGAGAUCGAAUGCUAAAACCAAGAAGCCUAAAAAGUAA
This is a messenger RNA of Eremothecium cymbalariae DBVPG#7215, 528 nucleotides long. RefSeq names its product Mpp6p (gene MPP6). The record is from RefSeq and is a predicted model, not a curated record. The transcript has a single exon. Lineage: Eukaryota; Fungi; Ascomycota; Saccharomycetes; Saccharomycetales; Saccharomycetaceae. Bases 1 to 528 code for a protein of 175 amino acids.